Messenger RNA from Lolium perenne, 453 nucleotides. Lineage: Eukaryota; Viridiplantae; Streptophyta; Magnoliopsida; Poales; Poaceae. The record is from RefSeq and is a predicted model, not a curated record.
AUGCGUUCGGUUAAACACCGGCGGUUUUCUAACCCGCCCGGUUUUGCCCAAAAUCCCUCGAUUCGACCGGUUUUUGGAAACACGGCUCUGGACCCAUGGAUUGUAUCCCGAGCGAGGCGAGGAACCCAUCUUUCUCCCUCUAGCUUUCGCGACAACGGUGGCGCCGGCGGCGAUUCGAACGGAAGGGACGGCUUCCUCCGCCCCGGCGCGCUCGCGCAGCUCCGCGACUCCAAGAUCGUCGCCCGCUCCCUCCGCUCCGCCACGCGGGUCCUCCCGCCCUCCUCGCCCCCGCCCAGCUGUCCCCCGCGGAGGGGCGCCAUGCCCCGGUACCCGCUCCGGAAGAAGCCGCCGCGGCCAGGGGCGACCCCGCCGCCCAUGUCGACCGGCGCCGCGGAGGCGUUUCUCGGCGCGUUUGCGCUGGCCCCGUCGGAGCUCCUCGCUGCGCACGAUUGA